UCGAAAUUGUGCUCUGGAGAUUCACUUCAGCAUGACUGUUGAAAAUGCUCAUCUGAGAGGAAGUGUGGAGAAGAAGAAAUCAAUUUCAGUCUGUUCAUUCAACUUGACAAACACCCAGAAUCUACGAGAAAUCAUGAGAUUGUGAUAUGGCUAAAUUGAAGAGCUCAUUGGCUGUCCACGUGGAUUGGGUAAAAAGUGGAGUUUCAACAGCACCCAAAAUAAAUUCUAUACAAGACCGCGCUAAAGCAGCACGGUCAUGGAAGAUCACGGAGGUCAAGUUCGUCGGAAUCGCUUUCUGUGAUAUGCAUUAGAGUCAUUAGCGUUGGAAAAGGCAUCCAGUUCUGUGUAUUAUCAAUUUCCAUGAUUUAUUUUCCAUUUGCAUGCUAGAAAGAACACUUUCUCGGAUUUCUCCACAGUUCGAUCAGGUUUGAUGCCAUGAGAAAUCACAAGAAAAACGAAAAUGUAUUUUAUUACCAAUUUGAUUCAAUGCCCUUUGUUCUUUGUACAAUAUAAUGGAUUCUUGGAGUAAGUGAUUUUCCCAUCGCAAACCCAUUAAUAUGCAAUGAGAAUGCCCCGAAUGCCCUUCUAGUUCACGAAGAAGCCACUUAUCAAUCUGACCAUGGGAUAUGUGAAGGCGCUGAAUACAUUCCAGGAAAAAAGGGAUCAUUUAUUGAUUGCAUGCGUUAUAAAGAGUUGUCCGAAGACCGAUUAUUUGAAAAUUGAAUCUUCUUUGGAAACCCGGCAAACUUCACUUUGCUCUCUUUGACGUCCGGAGAGCGAGAGUGUGUGAGUGUGUCCCUUGUGAAAACAAGUCUCCAGCGGAAUAAUUUGUGAAAUUGUUGAGUUUUGAGUAGGAAAAAGGCGCAUUUUGGCAUCCAAUUGGCUCAAUUAUCAUUCUAGUCACCUUCAAGUACAUUGUGAUAGUGGGAUAAGUGCCACCCCUUGGCGUGAUAGUAGUGAAAAGCAGCGUGAAAAUAUUGGCAGACGCCCUAGGAACUUUGGAAAAUAUUGAUUUUUCUGCAGCACAUUUUGGUGGUUCUUUUGUUGAACUUCUCCUGCUUCUCCCCGCGGGAAAUCCUCCCACGUGUGAGUGCUUAUUGAUAGAGUUGGUGUGAAAAGUUGUCCUGCGAGAGAAGAGCAGGGAAUCCGCAAGACAUGGCAGCGAGGAUGAAGGCCACCAAGUGUCCCACGGACGAGUUGUCGCUGAAAAAUGCGGCUAUUGUGAGUCCCUACGACUUUUCUGAUGACAUCAAAUAUAUAGAGGUGUCCACUGGGCCUGGACAGAGAUUUGUCUUCGCCAUCGAGCGACAUCCGGAGAUCCCGCGCAACGCCGUGGGAUUCUCACUGGUGCAGCGCAAAUGGGCCACUCUGUCCAUCAAUCAAGACAUCGACGUGAAGCCCUUCAGUUUCGAUGCCCGCAAGAAUGCUGAGUGCAUCGUAAAUGUCGUGCUCGAGGUGGACUUUGUCCAGAAAAAGAUCACCACCUCAGAGUCCUACGAUUCCGAUCUCAUGGCUAAGGAUUUCCUGAUGCAAUUCACGGGCUUGGCGCUGACAGUGGGCCAGCCGCUGGUGUUCAGCUUCCAGGACAAGAAGCUCCUGGGUCUGGCCGUGAAGACCAUGGAAGCGGUGGACAUAAAUGCCUACAAGGAUAACACACACAUGGAGCCGAAGCCCACGAGAUUUGGCCGAUUGCUGGGCAACACGGUGGUGACAUUCGAGAAGGCAGAGAACUCUUCCGUGAAUCUCGUGGGCAAAUCCAAGGGGAAAGUGGUGCGACAGUCGAUUAUCAAUCCAGACUGGGACUUCGGUAAGAUGGGCAUCGGUGGUCUGGACAAGGAGUUCAAUGCCAUCUUCAGGCGCGCCUUUGCCUCGCGUGUCUUCCCGCCGGAACUUGUGGAGCAGCUGGGCUGCAAGCACGUGAAGGGAAUCCUGCUCUUCGGCCCUCCCGGAACCGGGAAGACGCUCAUGGCGCGUCAAAUUGGAAAAAUGCUAAACGCCCGUGAGCCGAAAAUUGUUAAUGGACCGCAGAUUCUGGACAAGUACGUGGGUGAAUCGGAGGCAAACAUUCGGCGCCUGUUCGCUGAGGCGGAAGAGGAAGAGAAGAGAUUGGGCCCCAACAGUGGCCUCCACAUCAUCAUCUUCGACGAGAUUGAUGCUAUUUGCAAGGCUCGAGGCUCCGUGGCGGGCAACAGUGGCGUCCAUGACACGGUGGUGAAUCAGUUGCUGGCCAAGAUUGAUGGCGUGGAGCAGCUGAACAACAUCCUCGUGAUUGGCAUGACGAAUCGCCGCGACAUGAUUGACGAGGCUCUCAUGCGUCCGGGUCGACUUGAGGUGCAGAUGGAGAUUGGCCUGCCGAACGAGGCCGGCCGCUUCCAGAUUCUCAACAUUCACACGAAGCGAAUGAAGGAUUUCAACAAGAUCAAUCCGGAUGUGGACAAUCGCGAGUUGGCAACGCUCACGAAGAACUUCAGUGGAGCUGAAAUUGAGGGUUUGGUGCGAGCUGCUCAGUCUACGGCCAUGAAUCGCCUGAUCAAGGCGGCCACGAAAGUGGAGGUGGAUCCAGAGGCGAUGGAGAAGCUGCUGGUGAAUCGUCAAGACUUCCUGCACGCUCUCGACAAUGACAUAAAGCCAGCCUUCGGCACUGCGGCCGAAGCUCUGGAGAACUUCCUGUCACGCGGCAUCAUCAACUGGGGAACGCCAGUGUCGAGUCUUCUGGAGGACGGAUCUCUCUACAUCCAGCAAGCGAGAGCCGCCGAAAGUCAUGGGCUUGUGUCAAUUCUGCUCGAGGGACCGCCGAAUGCCGGCAAGACAGCCCUCGCUGCCCAACUGGCGAAGAUGUCCGACUUUCCCUUCGUCAAGGUGUGCUCUCCAGAGGACAUGGUGGGCUUCACAGAGUCCGCCAAGUGUCUCCAGAUUCGCAAGAUCUUCGACGAUGCAUAUCGAUCCACUCUGAGUUGCAUUUUGGUGGACAACAUCGAGCGUCUGCUGGAUUAUGGUCCAAUCGGGCCGAGGUAUUCCAAUCUCACGCUGCAGGCACUCCUUGUGCUGCUGAAGAAGCAGCCGCCGAAGGGCAGGAAGCUCCUCAUUCUCUGCACGAGCAGCCGACGACAAGUGCUCGAGGACAUGGAGAUGCUCUCAGCUUUCACAUCGAUUCUGCACGUGCCAAAUCUGUCUCAGGCUGAGCACGUGCUGGCUGUGCUCGAGGAGAGUGACGUGUUUAACAAGCAAGAGCUAAUGGCCAUUAACAAGAAGCUCCACGGUCACCGUCUCUUCAUCGGCAUCAAGAAACUCAACGGGCUGAUCGACAUGAUUCGGCAGACUGAUCACGAGUACCGUGUCAUCAAGUUCCUGUCCAAAUUAGAGGAGGAAGGAUGCCUUGAUGUGGGUACAUGUGCACAGUAACUAGAAGUGGAUGAAUAGCAAUUGAAUUUAUCCGUUGUGCAUUUCAAUGAUUUGUUUUAAGGGUUGUUUGAAGCUGAAAAAGUGAUGGCGAUCGAAGGCGAAAUGCAAAGUGGGCUAAAAAAUGCACAACGAGCGUAGAGAAAAUCCGCGUUAUGAAGUAUAAAAUACAAAACAACAAAAAAAAACUAUAUCAUGAUUUCU
Molecule: messenger RNA, 3603 nt
Organism: Phlebotomus argentipes
Lineage: Eukaryota; Metazoa; Arthropoda; Insecta; Diptera; Psychodidae
Product: vesicle-fusing ATPase 1-like
Exons: 5
Coding region: 1156-3402 (748 amino acids)
Biological process (GO): Golgi to plasma membrane protein transport; intra-Golgi vesicle-mediated transport; SNARE complex disassembly
Cellular component (GO): Golgi stack
Molecular function (GO): ATP hydrolysis activity; ATP binding
Source: RefSeq, a predicted model, not a curated record